AUGUUCAAAAAUUUCGAGUUCAUCCUUCCACCGGGCCUCAACGACCGGGGCCGAAUAAGGAAGCUGCUUGUUGAUAAUGCUGGUAAGGAGAAGUUGAGACGGGCUGGUGAUAGGGGGACUUCUGAACAGGACAUGGUCCUCCUCGACCCUGGGCAGAUCAAGGAUGCUCAUGGCUUCAAGGGCAUGGCAGUGGACGUAAGGUUCAUAACAAACUCGGUAGCAGCUGGAGUCCUGGAGAGGUGCAGUGACUAUGUGGUCACGCCUUCGGACCCUAUACCACUAGCAUACAAAGUCAGCUUCCCUUCUAGACGCCAUGCUGCCCAUACCAACUAUACUGAGGAGGACGACUUUGCUAUAUUCUGCUUUAUUGUGAAUAAGAUACCAGAGUACACUAGGAAGGGGAAGACUGUGCCAGUGAGGGGGAAUAAGAUAUGGAUGGAGGCUGAGGCCAAGGAUAUAGCUGCUCCCCAUACUCACGAGAGUAUGCGGACUAGAUGGAUGAAGUUCAUCGAGCCGCGGUAUCAGGAGUUUGCUGCUCGUCUUGCGGAGGAAAAGAAAAGGGCGAGGAGGGCUGCGACUAAUACAGCGGAAAGCGGGUCUAGCCAGGGUAUAGGGCAGAGGGAGGGGGAUCAUGGGAGGGGCAUCCCUGAGCGAGAAAGGAGGGGGAGGCCGGCGGCUAAGAGGCGUCGGGGGUCAGAGGCACCUGUGAUGCCAUUCGAUAGCAGACGACUGAGUGAGUCCUUCUUGUCCUUCAGAGAGGAUGAUGUUAGUGUUGAAUCAGCACGCAGUACUGUUGUCGAGGAGAGGCAGCCCCGGAGGGCCAGAGGACAGGCGAGUGGUGGUGAUAGUCAGCAAAGUGGGGCGGGUACGAGCGACGAGCUGUGGGAAGGGUCGGUGUUUGUCGAUGCUGAGGAGCCAGUGAUAAAACUGAGGACUGAAGAGGAUCGACAGGAGGCGUCAUCAGCCUCCUUCUCUUCUAGUAGCACGUAUGAGAGUAUCAUAUGCGAUACACCACCAGAGGGGAUGGUGGGGGAGGGAGGAGGCCCAGGGGCUCGGCAUGAGCCCUUGGAAUCUGGAGUGCCCUUGCGUAGGGGGGAAGAUGGAAAUCACUGUGGACGGUCGAAGUCAACUCUGGUACCUGGCCUGGGGAAGAGGACCCAGAAGCGGCCCUAUAGGAGCGAGAGUGACUUUGUCCCUCGAGCUAAUGAGCUGAUAGCCUUUAUGGAGCGAGUGGAAACGGAAAACGAUUUUAAAGCACAGUGGGUGGCUGACAUACUGGAAUGGGAGGAGGGGUCAUCUAGGAGGACGAUGGAGAUAGCACGGGCGUUGAGGGAGGUCGCGGAGGAGCUAGAGGUGCCACAGAGUGUGGUUAUGAGGGUGUAUGCUUACAUUGGUAAUGUAGGAAGGACGCAGGAGAGGGUGGAGGCAAUACAGGCCUUACAGGAGAAGACGGGGGUGCGGUAUGAAUGGGUGUUGUCAUGGAUGGAGGCUGAAGGCUUUGAUGAGGAAAAGGUGGAGAAGUACAUCGGUCGGUAUAGCAGUGACUGA
Molecule: messenger RNA, 1548 nt
Organism: Perkinsus marinus ATCC 50983
Lineage: Eukaryota; Perkinsozoa; Perkinsida; Perkinsidae
Exons: 6
Coding region: 1-1548 (515 amino acids)
Source: RefSeq, a predicted model, not a curated record